AUGGAAACUCCAGAACAGGAGGCUAUGGAAACUCCUGAACAGGAGGCUAAGGAAACGGUUCCGAUCGAAGCGGACGUGAAAACCAACGGCAAGCAGAAGGAGAAUGAGGAUGACUCGUCAUCAUACACCGACGAGGAAGUUGAGAGAGAGGUGGGAGAGGAUGUGAAGGAUUGUGCAGACCCGGAUGUGGAUGAGCCAGAGCAUACUAAAUUUUAUCGCUUCUACAAUGCCAUUGACAAGCGGAUGACGCUCGCGGUUUUGAAGAAUCACAUUUACUUCUACGGAUACUUGGCCGUGCAGGCACUGUUCGGUCAGGUAGAAAUAAUGGGCUACCGGUUGGAAACGGCCGAGGCAAGAACGGUCACUGCCGCGCGUGGCUACAAUGCGGUCAGUCUCAUUACAUUGCCAUCGCCGGAAUCGUUAAAUAAGGCCGCGUUCAAGAAUGUCCUGCAGAAGUUAAGACCCCAUUUCAUCGAUAUCGACAUGGACGAGCCGGACGGAAGCACCUCGCUGCCUGUGAUCUGUAACUACCUCGACGAUUUCAAUCUAUUCCCGACCCCGAUCUCGCUCGGCGUCCAAUCGCCCUUCAGCCAAACGCAGCAGCUCUUGGAGGUGGAAUUGCUGCCUCCCGACGUUACAAAGGUUCGCUCCGUUCCGCUCUUCCAGAAGAAUUCGAUCUGGGACAAGGUGCAGCUUCGCAAGUCCAGCCGAUUGAUGGUGAUCGGAGGCAAAGAUGCCGGCAAAUCGACCCUCUGUCAGUUCCUAACCAACCGGCACAUCCGAGAGUUCGGACGUAUCGUGUUGCUCGACCUGGACAUCGGGCAGCCGUUUGUUCACCUGCCGGAAACGCUCAAUGUGAGUGUGCUGACGGAUCCGAUCCUUGGGGUGGGAUACUUUGCAAAAGCUGAACCGCCUUCGCAAUGCCUACUGUUCGGAAGCGUCAACGUUGUAUCCUCCCCAGUGUUGUACAUUAAAAAUGUGCAACAAUUGGUAGAGCACUGCGAGGCAAAUGCCGAACUGAAGGACGUACCGUGGAUCGUCAACACGAUGGGAUACACUACCGGAUUCGGCGAAGAACUGAUGGCGGCCCUCAUCCAUCUGGUGCAGCCCACGGAGCUGAUACAGCUUCGAAUUCCGCGCUCGGUGAAAGUGUCCAAUAACUACGAACACGUGCAUACGGACAAAGACGUUCAGGCUUACAAGUUAAACAUUUUGUUCGACGAAAUUGCUGCGCAUCUGCGAAAGGGGUAUCAGUUGCAGUACCGGUUUCGUAAAAUCAGUGUUAAGUAUGAGCGGCCUGCAGCUCCAUUGACUAGCGUCAAACGUCGAACGCUGUCCGUCAUGACCAAGGUGAUUUUAAUUUUGAACGAUGAAACGGAAUGGUUUACCGACGUUAAACCUGUCUGGUUCUAG
Anopheles coustani is the source of this 1413-nucleotide messenger RNA. Its product is annotated as polynucleotide 5'-hydroxyl-kinase NOL9-like. Gene Ontology annotation, cellular component: nucleus. Gene Ontology annotation, molecular function: polynucleotide 5'-hydroxyl-kinase activity. The transcript has 2 exons. Gene Ontology annotation, biological process: cleavage in ITS2 between 5.8S rRNA and LSU-rRNA of tricistronic rRNA transcript (SSU-rRNA, 5.8S rRNA, LSU-rRNA). NCBI's taxonomy places the organism in Eukaryota, Metazoa, Arthropoda, Insecta, Diptera, Culicidae. Bases 1 to 1413 code for a protein of 470 amino acids. The record is from RefSeq and is a predicted model, not a curated record.